Molecule: messenger RNA, 1261 nt
Organism: Carlito syrichta (Philippine tarsier)
Lineage: Eukaryota; Metazoa; Chordata; Mammalia; Primates; Tarsiidae
Product: phosphate-regulating neutral endopeptidase-like
Exons: 9
Coding region: 1-846 (281 amino acids)
Biological process (GO): protein processing
Cellular component (GO): plasma membrane
Molecular function (GO): metalloendopeptidase activity
Source: RefSeq, a predicted model, not a curated record
AUGGAUGCCUGCCUCAGGGCACACAACAGGAGACUCAAGGCGAGCAGGACUUCUUGGUCGUGGGAGAGGUGGCAGCAAUCCCAGCAGAUCUUGCCUGCAGGGGCUUCAAGGACUGAAGUCGUGGAUUACCUCCAGCCUGGGUGGUAUGCUGUGCUACUGGCGGCGGCGGCGGUGGCGGUGGCGUGGUUUACAAAUCCAACUACUGUCAAUGCCUUCUACAGUGCAUCCACCAACCAGAUCCGAUUUCCAGCAGGAGAGCUCCAGAAGCCUUUCUUUUGGGGAACAGAAUAUCCUCGAUCUCUGAGUUAUGGUGCUAUAGGAGUAAUUGUCGGACAUGAAUUUACACAUGGAUUUGAUAAUAAUGGCAGAAAAUAUGAUAAAAAUGGAAACCUGGAUCCUUGGUGGUCUACUGACUCAGAAGAAAAGUUUAAAGAAAAAACAAAGUGCAUGAUUAACCAGUAUAGCAACUAUUAUUGGAAGAAAGCUGGCUUAAAUGUGAAAGGGAAGAGAACCCUGGGAGAAAAUAUUGCCGAUAAUGGAGGCCUGCGGGAAGCUUUUAGGGCUUACAGAAAAUGGAUAAAUGACAAAAGGCAGGGAGUUGAGGAGCCUCUUCUACCAAGUAUUGCAUUCACCAACAACCAGCUCUUCUUCCUGAGUUAUGCUCAUGUGAGGUGCAAUUCCUACAGACCAGAAGCUGCCCGAGAACAAGUUCAAAUUGGUGCUCACAGCCCCCCUCAGUUUAGGGUCAAUGGUGCAGUUAGUAACUUUGAAGAAUUCCAGAAAGCUUUUAACUGUCCACCCAAUUCCACGAUGAACAGAGGUGUGGACUCCUGCCGACUCUGGUAGCUGGGCCACUGGUUUAUGCCCUCCUGAGAGAGAUGCACAGUUCUAGCAGAGGCUGCACUGAGCAUUCAUCGCCCACUGCUUUAGACCUAGAUUCCCUUGAAGACUUUCAUUUUUAAUGCAUUUUCAUUAUUUGAGUAGAUGACCUGCUUGGACCUAAACUAUAUCUGCUCAAAGUUGUAGGGCUUAAAAAAUUGAAUACAAGAAAUGAACCAAAUGUAUUUCUUUAGAAAACCAAACCAACAUAAAUAAAUCCCUAAGCUACUUUUGUUAAAAUGCUGUCUGCUGAAUUGUUGCUAUUGUUCAUUUUAGUGUGUUAGCCACAGCUAAGUGAUAUGUACCAUUUCAAUCUAUAGCUUUGCAGGAGGCCUAAAUAGAAUAUAUCCAUAAAAAAGUUUGGUCUAUUAAUCUUGUAACC